This is a messenger RNA of Strongylus vulgaris, 365 nucleotides long. NCBI's taxonomy places the organism in Eukaryota, Metazoa, Nematoda, Chromadorea, Rhabditida, Strongylidae. The record is from the annotation of a GenBank genome assembly.
AUGCAUUGUUGGAGGGCUUGUCAAUUAGCCUGUCAGCCACUGGACAAUCCUUGCAUCGGACAACCGGCUACUACUGCUGCAGGGCAGGUCCUUUUCUGUUCAUCAACCAACAAGGAUACUUGCCCAGUAAACUUCUGGUGUCACAUUGGUGCAACACCAGAGACGACAGUUUGUUGUCCGGGUGCGACAAAUGCUUGCUCCGUGCCGCUGGCUCCUGGCACUGGCAACUCUGGAUUGUCACGGUGGUACUACAAUACAGACGAUAGGGUAAGAUCAAUUUUUGACUUCACUCCCUCAAAAAGACAGUGGAAGGCUUUCUAUGCUAUAUUUGUAAGAAUAAUGCAUACUUUUGGAAAAGAUUAGAG